AUGGAUGAUGACAAUCGUGCUUUACUAAGAGAUUCUGGGCUACCAACAAGAGAUCAGGCCAUUGCCAGGGCCGAAGAAAUAGUUAAUGGAUUAGAUGACGUCGAGCUCAACAUUGCUGUGACCGGGGAGAGUGGUGCAGGAAAAUCCUCCUUUGUGAAUGCAAUUAGAGGUCUUAAAAGAGGGGAGGAAGGCUGGGCUCCUACUGGGUUCACAGAAACAACCAUGGAGCUCAAGGAGUAUCCCCACCCCAACAUUCCCAAUGUGAGGAUCUGGGAUUUGCCUGGCAUAGGCAGCCCAAAGUUCAAAGCGAAGACCUACAUGAAGGAUGUGAAAUUCGAAAGGUAUGACUUUUUCAUCAUAGUGAACUCAAAUAGAUUCAAAGAGAAUGAUCUCAAGCUUGCUACUGAAAUCAAGAAAAAGAAAAAGAACUUUUACUUUGUACGUUCCAAGAUCGACUCUGACAUGACCAAUGAAGGGGUCAGUGAAAGGAGGGAAGAGGAAAAGGUACUGCGCAAAAUACGAAAAGACUGUAAAGGCCAUCUCAGCAGCCUUGGGCACCCUCCUGUCUUCCUCAUCUCAUCUUUGUAUCUGAGCAAGUAUGACUUUCCUACUCUGAUCGAGACUCUGAAAGGAGAUAUUCCCGGUGAGAAAAAGGAUGCACUCAUGCUCAGUUUGCCUAUGUACUCCAUGCAGUGCCUUGAUUAGAAGUACAGUGCUUUCAAUAAAACCAUCUGGGCACUGGCUGUUGUGUCUGCAGGAAUAGGUGCAGCCCCUGUUCCAGGCCUCUCAUUUGCCUGCGACACUGCCAUGGUGAUGUCCUUUCUCGGCAAUGUCUAUCGCUCUUUCGGCCUACAUGACAAAGCCCUGGAAAAACUGUCAGAGCGAGUGGGCAAGAACCUACUGGAAGAGGUGAAAAAGUCUAAACUCAUCCAGGAAGUUGGUGGUACUCGACUCAGGUCUACCAUGCUGGGAAAAGCAGGGGCUGAAGCUGCCAUUGAAACUCUUUCCUGUUUUCUUCCAGUUGCAGGCAACAUUGGAGCAGCCGGAGUGUCCUUUGUCACCACACGAGCUGUGCUGAAAGAGGGUCUGGAUGAACUGUACGGUGUUGCCAAAAAGGUGGUUGAAAUGGCAAAACUGCAGUAG
Molecule: messenger RNA, 1143 nt
Organism: Engraulis encrasicolus (European anchovy)
Lineage: Eukaryota; Metazoa; Chordata; Actinopteri; Clupeiformes; Engraulidae
Product: interferon-inducible GTPase 5-like
Exons: 1
Cellular component (GO): membrane
Molecular function (GO): GTP binding
Source: RefSeq, a predicted model, not a curated record